Messenger RNA from Sycon ciliatum, 3228 nucleotides. RefSeq lists its product as uncharacterized. The transcript has 33 exons. Lineage: Eukaryota; Metazoa; Porifera; Calcarea; Leucosolenida; Sycettidae. The record is from RefSeq and is a predicted model, not a curated record. Gene Ontology annotation, cellular component: cytosol; cytoplasm. The coding region runs from base 174 to 2816 and encodes 880 amino acids. Gene Ontology annotation, molecular function: phosphoribosyl-ATP diphosphatase activity; histidinol dehydrogenase activity; phosphoribosyl-AMP cyclohydrolase activity. Gene Ontology annotation, biological process: L-histidine biosynthetic process.
GGACGAUAAUCGGAAUAAACCUUUUUGAUUUGGCUUGCUUUCCAUCCGGAUAUCCAUCCGUCGAGCUUAGUGGGUUCGAAGUCUCUCUCUCUCUCAGUCUUCCCACACGCUCUUGGUUCUCAGGUCUUGCACGAAUAUCUAUUGCGGUUCGUUCCAUUGCCGGCCUAUCGAUAAUGAUUGUCUCCAGUUAUGAACUAGCUGGGCAUCCAGACGCAGAAUGGCUGAAGUCAGUUGAAGCGUCCUGCGUUUGGGGCGACCUUUGCAUACACACCACUCAGGGUGUCGAUGUGCAGUGCGUGGAGCCACUGUUGCGAUCUUGUCAAUGCAGCGUCCGGCUUCAUUCUGAAGCUACCGAGAGCGAUGUGUUGGAUUACCUGGAUGCUGGGGCCAUGUAUGCAAUUCUGACGCCUGCUCAAAUCCUGACAAUGACCAACGUUCCCAAGAACAGGAUUGCAUGCUUGCUGUCUGGAAUGGAAGGCAAAGUAGAACUUCCAAAGGACAUUUCCUCACCGGUGAUCUUGGAGUUUGCAGACUCUGUACCCGUAACCCGUGCAGUCGUGGCUCGCGGCUGCGAAGAUUGCAGCAUCCCUGACAACUUUCAAGUGAUUGUGUCUGGAAAGCCUCCAUCUUGUCUCGAAGCAGGGAAGAUCCUCAAGGCUGGCUACACAUUGCAGUUGGCUGGAGAUCUCACUGAACCGGACGCUGAGCUCAGCGUUGCAGGCAUAUUGAACAGUAUUGUGAAGAGUGAUCGCGAAGAUGGUCUUGUACCAACUGUGGUGGUGGAUGAGUCACAGAUGUGCCUUGGUUUGGUGUACUCCAGUGCUGGCAGCUUGGAGGAAGCAAUCCGUCGCCGCCGCGGUGUGUAUCAGUCAAGAAAGCGAGGCCUCUGGUACAAGGGUGAAAGCUCUGGAGACACUCAGGAUCUGCUUCGUGUGGAUAUCGACUGUGAUUUCGACAGCCUACGAUUUGUAGUUCGUCAGCAUGGCGUGGGUUUCUGUCACCUGCAACGCUAUGGCUGCUUUGGACCACGCACAGGCCUCGAAGCUAUGGUCAACAUACUGCAAUCUCGCAAGCAGAACGCACCGGAAGGAUCUUACACCAAGCGUCUCUUCGGUGACAAUAAACUUCUUCAGUCAAAGCUGUUGGAAGAGGCACAGGAGUUAGCAGAUGCAGUGAGCCCAAAAGACGUGGCCUGGGAAGCAGCUGACGUGCUCUACUUCGCCAUGGUCAAGUGCGUGCGAAGCGGCGUCAAUCUGAGCGACGUGGAGCGCAUGCUUGACCAGCGAACUAGGCGUGUACGUCGCCGUAAAGGUGAUGCCAAGCCAAACAUACAGCUGGCAGACAAUGGCGCCCAGCCCAUGCGUCAAGUGUCUCCACAGCUGUCCGCUGGGCCAGUGCUUGGGACGCAAGAAGGCCCAAAGUUGGACAAGUCAGGCGCAGGAUCAGCAGCAGCAGCACCUGUGCCCACGGUGUCGAUUCAGCCUGAACCGUUUACCAGCCUGCAGGUGCAUGACAAAUCCUCCAUUACUGCAGAUCAGGAGCAGAAACUCUGCCAGAGGCCAGCAGUCACUGACAAUGCCCGACUGAUGAAGAUCGUGCAGCCAAUUCUUGCUGACGUGCGCUCUCGUGGCGAUGACGCUGUCCUGGAACUAACAGCCAAGUUUGAUCGGGUCAAACUCGACUCACCUGUUAUCACUGUGCCUCCAUUGGAAGAAGUCCAGGUGACGGACGAUGUGCGUGAUGCUCUAGAGGUUGCGUAUGCUAACGUUCACAAGUUCCACGAGGCUCAGCUCACUGACACUCUCCGGGUUGAAACAUGCCCGGGUGUGAAGUGCCAGCGAUUCUCCAGGCCUAUCCAAAAGGUUGGUCUCUACGUGCCGGGUGGUUCAGCGGUGCUCCCGUCCACUGCUCUCAUGCUGGCCAUACCAGCCAGGGUAGCAGGUUGUGAGAAUGUCUUGCUUGCAACACCGCCCAGGAAAGAUGGCACAAUAUCACCGGAAGUCCUGUAUGUCGCUGCCAAGAGUGGUAUCAAAACAAUACUUUUAGCUGGUGGUGCCCAAGCUAUUGCUGCCAUGGCGUAUGGGACCAAGAGUGUUCCCAAAGUGGACAAGAUCUGCGGUCCCGGAAACUCAUUCGUCACGAUGGCCAAGAUGCUUGUACAGAAUGACAGUACUGCAAUGGUUAGCAUUGAUAUGCCGGCGGGACCUUCAGAAGUCAUGGUUGUGGCUGACUCAACAGCCAAUCCAGAAUUUGUAGCAGCUGAUCUCCUCUCUCAGGCUGAACACGGACCAGAUAGUCAGGUUGUACUCGUCGCAGUCAAUCUAACUACAGCUGAGUUGGACUGCAUACAAGAGCAAGUGAAGUCGCAGUUGAGCACUCUACCACGGGCUGAGAUUACUAGUGUUGCCCUCGGCAAGAGUUUUGUGCUGCAAGUGAAGACAAUGGAUGAAGGCCUCGAAUUCGCUAACCGAUAUGCUCCGGAGCAUCUUAUACUGAAUGUGGAAGAGGCUGCAAAGUACCUUGACAAGGUUAUGAAUGCUGGCUCUGUGUUUAUUGGCCCAUACUCGGCAGAAAGCUGUGGAGAUUACGCAUCCGGCACGAACCACACGCUACCGACGUACAGCUAUGCCAAGAUGUACAGCGGCGUGAGCACGUCCACCUUCCAGAAGUACAUCACGUCGCAGGAGCUGGACGCCGAGGGACUGCUCAACAUCGGACCGGCCGUCGCCACCCUGGCCGCCGUGGAGGGGCUGGACGCUCACCGGCAAGCAGUGGUGCGCCGCAUGGCACACAUCAAACAACACCAGCAGUCGUAACCAUAUGGUGACGGCACACCCCCUUUUUUCCUCUCUCUCUAUUUAGUUUCCUUACUCUCUGAUCUAUUAGCACUGAGUACUAUCAACAGUUGUGUAUACCUCACACUCAGUAUUUCUAGUAUUUAUUUUACCAUGUCACAUAUCCGCGCCUGGCGACACCGAGGUCAGACUUCAUAUAACCCCAAUGCUGAUGACUGCACAUUCGUAUUCUCUUGCUUCCUGCUACAUAUUAACAGUGAAACCAUUGUUAUUUUUGCCAUCUACACACACAUGACAUCUUCUAGAACUGCACUGCAGCUUGUGAAAAUAAUAAGCAACCUGAAUCUUCUUUAAAAAAAACCCACAGCACAUUUUUCAUGAAUAACACAAAAUCAAUAUAAUUAUUGAAUUGUAAUCAAGGACAUCUUAUCGA